Trichechus manatus latirostris (Florida manatee) is the source of this 795-nucleotide messenger RNA. RefSeq names its product sorbitol dehydrogenase (gene SORD). The record is from RefSeq and is a predicted model, not a curated record. The coding region runs from base 1 to 795 and encodes 264 amino acids. Gene Ontology annotation, molecular function: zinc ion binding; L-iditol 2-dehydrogenase (NAD+) activity. Lineage: Eukaryota; Metazoa; Chordata; Mammalia; Sirenia; Trichechidae. Gene Ontology annotation, biological process: D-sorbitol catabolic process. The transcript has 7 exons.
AUGACUGGAGGUGAGGUGGAGGAAAACUACCCUAUCCCUGAACCAGGCCCAAAUGAGGUGCUGCUAAAGAUGCAUUCAGUUGGCAUCUGCGGCUCCGACGUCCACUACUGGCAGCACGGUCGAAUUGGGGAUUUCGUUGUGAAAAAGCCAAUGGUGCUGGGACACGAAGCUUCGGGAACAGUCGUCAAAGUGGGACCGUUGGUAAAGCACCUGAAACCAGGUGAUCGUGUUGCGAUUGAGCCUGGUGCUCCCCGAGAAACUGAUGAAUUUUGCAAGAUUGGCAGAUACAACCUGUCACCAACCAUCUUCUUCUGUGCUACACCCCCUGAUGACGGAAACCUCUGCCGCUUCUACAAGCACAAUGCCAACUUCUGCUACAAGCUUCCUGACAAUGUCACCUUUGAGGAAGGGGCCCUCAUUGAGCCACUGUCUGUGGGGAUCCAUGCCUGCCGGCGAGCUGGAGUCACCCUGGGCAACAGGGUCUUUGUGUGUGGAGCUGGGCCAAUUGGACUUGUCACUUUGCUCGUGGCCAAGGCAAUGGGAGCGGCUCAAGUGGUGGUGACUGAUCUGUCUGCCUCUCGGUUGUCCAAAGCCAAGGAAGUUGGGGCAGAUCUCAUCCUCCAGAUCUCCAAAGAGAGCCCUCAGGAAAUCGCCAGUAAAGUGGAAAGUCUGCUGGGGUGCAAGCCGGAAAUCACCAUCGAGUGCACGGGGGCGGAGGCUGCCGUCCAGGCAGGCAUCUACGUGAGCGGGACGAGGGCACUGGGGCUGGUGGGCAGCUUUGGGGAAGCAGUGUAG